Messenger RNA from Hevea brasiliensis (rubber tree), 1744 nucleotides. Its product is annotated as probable sugar phosphate/phosphate translocator At3g11320. The transcript has 4 exons. Gene Ontology annotation, molecular function: antiporter activity. Bases 424 to 1344 code for a protein of 306 amino acids. The record is from RefSeq and is a predicted model, not a curated record. NCBI's taxonomy places the organism in Eukaryota, Viridiplantae, Streptophyta, Magnoliopsida, Malpighiales, Euphorbiaceae. Gene Ontology annotation, cellular component: Golgi apparatus.
CUCUCUCCUCUAUUACUAAUCUCAUUUCAGGGUGAGAAAACGGAAAAACAAAAUCACAAACUCAAAAAUUGUUUGAAAUUAAAACAAAAAUUUUUUAAAAAAGCCCCAAAAUCAGUCCCUUCAUCACGCGUUUUCCUUCCUUCUUCUUCUUCAUCCUCCUCGGCUCCUCCAUUUUCUUUCCUCUCUGUAUUUGCAGAGAAGCUCACAUUCCUUCCCUUUCCCUCCAAAUUUUCCAUUCUCUGUGUUUCAAAUUUCGUUAUCUAUGUCACAGAUCCAUGGGAGACCCUUUAUUCUCUGUUAAUUCCUCUCUGUUUGCAGAUCCGUAGCAACCCAGUUCGCCUUACCUCUCCUAAUCUCUCCCCACCUCCCUAAAUCCCCGCCUUCCGAUCAGAAAACGGUAGAUCCCCCGGCUUAAUAUCCACCAUGAAGACCACUUCCCGGUUGUUCACGAUCGGUCUAGUGAGCUCCUGGUAUUCCUCAAAUAUCGGGGUUUUGUUACUGAACAAGUAUUUGCUAAGCAAUUACGGGUUCAAGUACCCGAUCUUCUUGACCAUGUGUCAUAUGACCGCUUGUAGUUUGCUUAGCUAUGUCGCCAUUGUUUGGAUGAAGAUGGUCCCUAUGCAGACAAUUCGCUCGCGCCUUCAAUUCUUCAAGAUCUCCGCCUUGAGUCUCGUCUUCUGUGUGUCGGUCGUGUUUGGUAACAUUUCCUUGAGGUUUCUCCCAGUCUCUUUCAAUCAAGCGGUUGGUGCUACGACGCCGUUUUUCACUGCGGUUUUCGCUUAUUUGAUGACCCUUAAGAGGGAGGCUUGGCUUACUUAUGUCACCUUGAUCCCCGUCGUUACUGGAGUAAUUAUUGCCAGUGGGGGUGAACCGAGUUUUCAUCUAUUUGGGUUUAUAAUGUGUGUUGCUGCUACAGCUGCAAGGGCACUCAAAUCAGUGCUGCAAGGGAUUUUGCUUUCUUCUGAGGGGGAGAAGCUGAAUUCAAUGAACCUCCUUCUGUACAUGGCACCCAUAGCUGUUGUCUUUUUACUUCCUGCAACUCUUAUUAUGGAAGAUAAUGUGGUUGGGAUUACACUGGCUCUUGCUAGAGAUGAUAUCAAGAUUGUCUGGUACCUGCUAUUCAACUCGGCGCUAGCAUAUUUUGUAAAUUUGACCAACUUUUUGGUCACAAAACACACAAGUGCUCUGACUUUACAGGUUCUAGGAAAUGCGAAAGGGGCUGUGGCUGUUGUGGUUUCAAUUUUAAUUUUCAAAAAUCCAGUUUCUGUUACUGGAAUGCUUGGUUACACACUUACAGUCUUUGGAGUCAUCCUGUACAGCGAAGCAAAGAAAAGGAGCAAAUGAUGCGUAAAAGUGCAAUUUUCCAAAUAUAUAUUUUGUUUCCAUCAGUGCCAGGACUGUGGCAACCUUCAUGGGGAGGGAGUUGGGCCGUGAAUGGUGCAAUGGAUUUUGCCCUCUAAAUCCUAUUUUUUUACAGUGAAACCUGGAGAUUGGUUUCCAUUUGUAUCAGCAACAAGUUCAGGAUUAGCAAGAAGUAGAAAACUCAAAUAAGUGACUGAUUUAUCCUUAUUAGUCCCGGUCAAGGGUUGUAGAGGAAUAUCAUUUUAUCUUUCUUUCUAUUUCUUUGUUUUGGUUAAUUCUUUCAGGAAAUUAUUGUAGAAUUGGCUCUCUACAGAAUCAGUUUGUUAUUGAUAUUUGUCACAUUGAUUAAUUAAUGAAAAAACCGUCCAAAUCUUUACUGUCA